This is a messenger RNA of Syngnathus typhle (broad-nosed pipefish), 1883 nucleotides long. Its product is annotated as transmembrane protein 164. The transcript is spliced from 6 exons. Lineage: Eukaryota; Metazoa; Chordata; Actinopteri; Syngnathiformes; Syngnathidae. The record is from RefSeq and is a predicted model, not a curated record. Bases 283 to 993 code for a protein of 236 amino acids.
ACACUUGUGUGCUCGGCAGACAUAUAAUGACUUGAUUUACACCAACUUUGAUGUAUUUUGAGAUUUGUCACAAACACUUCUCCACAUGAAGCGAUGCUUUUGGUCCUGUUCAAUGAUGUGUCCGCUGAGUUCCUCCUCCAGAGUGAAAUCUUUCACCGAUUCACUUCUCAUUGUUACAGUUAGAAUCUUUUGCAAGUUCUCUUUUCUAACUUCCUUGUAACGUACUGUAAAUGGGACCCAUGGGAGUCUUUCCCGAAAGAGGUGGUGAACUCGGCCUCUCGGAUGUUCGUUCAUAACCCGAUAAUCCAGAAUAUCCCCUCUGUUUGUUUUCAAGGUGUUGUUUUAAUUGAGGUGUCGUUUUUCACCACGACACACAAUGGAGUUUAUAGAUACAAAUUAGAGGCUUUUGCUUUGCUCAAAGCAUAUUUAUAUACACUUAUGUCACCCGAGAUGUUUUCCUUGGUUCUCCGUGAUUGCCUGACCUGCAUGAUCUUCCUGCUGGCCUGCCCGCCGUGUAAAACCGCCAUGGUUGUGUUUAGGCUGCAGGUUCAUAUGUUGAACGGGGCUCUCUUGGCUUUAAUGUUUCCCGUGGUCAACACCAGACUGCUGCCGUUUGAAAAGGAGAUUUACUACAUUCAACACUCCAUGUUGUAUCUGGUGCCACUUUACCUUUUCAGGAAAGGAGGCGUGUACAGGCCUGAGCCGCUGGGGGACAUAUGGUGGGCGCUGCUCUCCACCGGCAUCCUCUUCCUCUACCACUUUGUCUUCUUGCAAGUUCUUGGUCUGGUAACCGAGGUGAACCUCAACAACAUGCUAUGCCCGGCCGUGUCCGAUCCCUUUUACGGACCUUGGUACCGGGUGUGGGCGGCGGGCCACCAGACCCUUCUGACGCUAAUCCACGGGAAGCUUCUGACACUACUCUCGCAACACACGGGCCCCGCGUGCAGACACCUGCUGGAUUCGCUCCGACCGCGCAGCAAGAAAGUCGAAUGAAGCGGCGAAUACGUCGCGAGCCUUUCACUCUCAAUGCCUUUUACGUUGCUUUUAUUGACCGUUUUUUUUUAGUCCGUCUUUUACCGUUUUAACGUUACACGACUUGCACGUACAUUUGUUCAGACAUGCAGGAGAUGUUUUCUCACGCUGCCUUUUUAUGUUUGACCCCCCCCCCCCCCCACCACAGAUCUGUUGUUGUCCCUCUUUCACGCUUUUUUGUUACGCACUGUAAAUGUGAAUUCAAGUCUGUAUCUGGUUAUCGUGGGAGGAGGGUCAUCAAUGUUGCCAUGAUUGAUAGGAGAGUGUUUUGUGUUGAAAGGAAGAAGGGAAAGUUAUUUAAGUCAAUGUAUGAUUUCCACUUUCCAGCCAUCAAGUUACGCGAUGAUAAGGGAACAUUAAGUGUGCCGCUUAAGCGCACUCUUGUGGAAUUUAGAAGGACAUCAAAAAUGCGCAAUUAUGAAUUGAUUUUUACUAAUUGUGCAGUUUUUGGAUGAAGUCCUAAAUUCCAGUUCAAAUGUUUGGUCAUCGUUGAGAUGAAUGUGGAUUUGCAGGAUAAUUCCGCCAAGGAAGUUGGGCUUUUGUCAGGAGAGAUUUAUUCGCCACGGUGAAACUUGAAUAGCGUCGAUUUGCUCCUGUUGAUAUUCACGAGGACCUGUCAGAAUCCUCCGCUAAUACGAGACCGAAUUAUCCGAUAAUCACUUUGGGCGAUUCGGUAACGACGGAAAAGAAAUAUUUCUUCAGUCAGGUUACGUAUCAUUUCAAGUAUGUGUGGGUUGCGUCAUUGUAGCAUAUUAUAGUACGCAUAUAUUGUAUACUUUGAUUUAAAGAAGGGAUGCUUUUCUACUCUUAAGGGAUGAUGUAGGUUCUUAAUUAAAAUUUAUUUCGGUUGA